Molecule: messenger RNA, 1846 nt
Organism: Drosophila serrata
Lineage: Eukaryota; Metazoa; Arthropoda; Insecta; Diptera; Drosophilidae
Product: ADP-ribosylarginine hydrolase CG3568
Source: RefSeq, a predicted model, not a curated record
ACCGUUUUCUGUCAACUGUUAUAUACUGAAUAGGACAAGGCUUUUUAGUAAACUUCCAGUAGAAACCUAGUAUUUUACUUAUUGCAAUCGUUUCGCAACACUGCUCCCAUUUAUUCCCACCGGCGCACGUCAAUAUAUUUUAUUUUUUGUAUGCUGAUUACGGGAGUUCAAAGAAAUCUGCUGAGAUCAUUUCUUCAGUUGCUGACGUUAAGCCGGAGCAUCAUCAUGGGUGAUAGUAGCUUUAAGCCAUCUUCUUGGCCCGUGGCUAGUCCUGCUUUUACGGCCACUGAUUUUACUCAGCGAAUGUUGGAGCAAUGCCGCCAAUUGGAGAAACCGAAAUUUACACUGGAUUUAAGCGAAUUCGAAGCUAUCUCGGAUUGUUUUUCUCCCAAGUUCGGUACGGAUACAUGCCGGGUGAAGACGCAGCCAGCGGAUCGCAGAAAGAUCAUCCGGGAUCAGAUAGCUUCUGCCUAUCCGGUGAUUCAUGAGAGGACCCUCAUUCUGUACAUUAAUUUUCUUGAGCACAAGCUAAAAUAUGGUAGCGAGCAGGAGAAGAGUAUCUACAAGGACAUGUCGCUGGUGGACUUCGUGCAGCGUCUGCUCACCAAGCGAUGCGUUUGGUUCUUUGGAGACAGCGACUUUUAUUGCACAAUGGAUGGUCAAACCGGUCACGAGGGUUUCGAAACGGUGGGCACUCCCGCCGAGCAGUAUCCCCUGCAGCUAGCCUCUGUCCUCAGCUAUGAUGAGAUCAAACUGGCUGCCCUGCUUUACGUUUCUAGCCACUCGGAGUUCAUCAACAAUGGACAUCGGGCCAAUGCCGGUGAGGUGACCCAGGACAAGAGCUUAAUCGAGCGCGAAGGUGUGAUUAUAGGACUCAUCGGAGCCCGUUUCGAGCGUCCCGGAGUUAUGGAGUACCAGGACAUUAUGAUAACACAGACACAGAACACGCUAGCAAAGGGAUAUGGAGGCGGCACUAACUACUCCGGUGACCCGGCGGCUGAUCUACGUCGAGUUUGGCGUGAGUUCUACGAGGAACCAACAGACUUCCUUUACCAAAAGUUUCCCUCGAACGAUGGUCGUUUCGAGAUGGUAUCUGGAGGCUACUUCGAUCAUCAGGUGAUGCGCAAACGGUUUGCCAUCACCUUCGAUACUCUGCUGCUGGAGGCACAGGCCCGAGCGGCCGCUGUGGGCAAACCCGCCUACAUCCAUGUGGUGGGCAUUGGUCUGGGUGUGUGGAAGGUGUCCGGCCAGCAGGAGCGCACCUUUUUCGAGGCCUUUGAGGAGCGUCUGUUGGCGCUUGGCGAGCAACUCAACCACAUCGGUGUGGUGCACUUCUCCUGGUUCCAUCUACCGCGAGUGGGAGGUCUUUACGAUGGCGCCCUGCUGCCCCUGAAGAAUCAUCCCCAGGGUGGCAUUCAAAUACGCAAUUCGGCUCGGAAUCCUGCCGAAAAACUUGAGGAGGACAUGCUGCCAGUGGUUACCUAUGCCUGGGAUGGCAAUGCUCUGCCUGGCAAUGAGUUCUGGGCGAAAAUGCUGGUAAGCACUGGAGAUCCGGCGGCCGCUUGCUCCACUCUCAUCUCGGAGCUGCAGAAUGCCCACAUCAAUGUGUAUUAUAUGACUGGUGCGAAUCUGCACAUAACAUCCUUGGCGCAUGGCUUGCUGCAUCUUGGCGACUAUGCCCGAAAGCUAAAGGCCUAAGGGAUUUGUCUUACAAACUUUAAAUAUUUACACAUAUCUUAUUUUUGGAUAGAUGCCAUCAACUAUUGAUGGUUUCCUUUACAAAAUCGUUUGUCCAUGUAUAAAUGCUAAUAAAGGGAGGGUUGAUAUUUUGGAAGUGAAAUGUAAA